This is a messenger RNA of Cantharellus anzutake, 324 nucleotides long. RefSeq lists its product as uncharacterized. Gene Ontology annotation, biological process: cellular response to phosphate starvation; phosphate ion transport. The annotation marks the transcript as partial. Lineage: Eukaryota; Fungi; Basidiomycota; Agaricomycetes; Cantharellales; Hydnaceae. The transcript is spliced from 4 exons. Gene Ontology annotation, molecular function: inositol hexakisphosphate binding. The record is from RefSeq and is a predicted model, not a curated record. Gene Ontology annotation, cellular component: cytoplasm; plasma membrane; Golgi apparatus.
GACCUGCUCAUAGACUGGUCCUUACUUGAUCCGAUGGCGGAGUACAGGUUCCUCCACACUGAGCUCUUAUACAGGGACUAUAUUCCGCGUUAUUAUUUUGCAAUCGUAUCCAACGUGCUUAUUCAUUUUAUUUGGUUCUCUUACUUUCUGGUGCCUUCGGGGCUGAACAUCACGCCGAGAACGUUCAUUGUUGCAUUUCUCGAAAUCCUUUGCAGGGCCCACUGGUAUAUCUACCCUCUGGAAAAUGAACAGCUGGGUAACAUGGACCAGUACCGGGCAAUGCGGGAGAUUCCACUGCCGUACACCUUCCAAGAUGAAGGUGAG